Messenger RNA from Tigriopus californicus, 1061 nucleotides. Its product is annotated as nucleolar and coiled-body phosphoprotein 1-like. Bases 1 to 927 code for a protein of 308 amino acids. The transcript has a single exon. The record is from RefSeq and is a predicted model, not a curated record. Lineage: Eukaryota; Metazoa; Arthropoda; Copepoda; Harpacticoida; Harpacticidae.
AUGCAUGCUCUUUGCACCACUAUGAACAUGAAUCCCAAUGACACGUUUGAAAUCACGGGCAAUGACCGCUUCAAGGCCAAGGCCAGUGCCGUGUUCGCCUUUGACCAGGUCACUCUCCGAUCUACCGCCACCCCCAGUGAUCCAGGCCAUCCGCCUGCGUCGACCCCCGCCACGAAAGACAGUACGAAUACCCCCUGUGUCCUCCGCCCUGACGCCCCUCAUCUCGCCGGCCACGCGUCGGACCCAGCCGGUGCGAAACGCGUGCGGACCGACGACUUCAAAGGCCGCGAGAGCCUUUUCCGCGUCCCAGACCACGAGUGGGACCGACCCCGGGAGAGGGAAACCCUCGCCAACGAGGCCCUGGAUUUGCGUCGCAUUCUCGAGCGCCGUCAGAACAGUCGCACCAGGGGCGGGCAUUCCGAUCCCCACCCUCGGGAGACCUUCCGUCGGCCCGCGAAUCCCAGACCGCGCGCUCCUCGCUCUCAUCAUGGCGUGCCCGAUUUCAAGAGGAACCCGGAUAAGUACCAGAAGUACACGUUGAAGGACGUGGACCUGACCUCGAACCGGGGCAAUUCCCAGGCCGCUUUCGCGUUUCUCGACGAAAUCAAGAAGCGGAAGCGCAAGUCGGACGACCACUUUGAUGCCGAGGAAAACGAGCAAGAGCGACAAAUGAGAGAAUCCGGCCAGAUCCAAUUCAAGCCCCGUUGCUCUCAGAAGUCCUCGUCGACCCCAUCCCCUAGCUCCUCUUUAUCUGCAGACUCUUCAUCAACAUCAUCUGAAAGUCAGAGAGCGAGGGCCUCGUCGAGCUCCACUGGUCGAGAGGCUAAGAAGCACAAGCCGACGACCAUGAUGCUCAGUCAUCUCAUGCAAGAUGAGGAGGAGGAGGAGGAGGAGGAGGAGGAAGAAGACGGAGAAGGCGAAGAUUAGCUCCACGUUCAAUGGCCAGAUCGAGGCCGAUCCUUGCUCGUGAAUAAACGAAUAAAUGCACUCGUCGCAUUUACAUAAGACACUUUUUUGAUCAUCCUUGAUUCCAUCAAAUCCCCCAACGGUUUCCUUCCAGA